This is a messenger RNA of Chlamydomonas reinhardtii, 3657 nucleotides long. RefSeq lists its product as uncharacterized. The transcript is spliced from 19 exons. NCBI's taxonomy places the organism in Eukaryota, Viridiplantae, Chlorophyta, Chlorophyceae, Chlamydomonadales, Chlamydomonadaceae. Bases 271 to 2742 code for a protein of 823 amino acids. The record is from RefSeq and is a predicted model, not a curated record.
CCUCCCUUCAACUGCUCUUCAGUCUAAACCUGGCUUACUUCCAGACAGCAGCUCCUACUUUUGCCUGGUACUCAAACCAGCAGCGCUCCCGUGAAUCCGCAGCAGCUGCCGCCUCCUCGGCCGCGACUGGAGACGACUGGGUCCGACCCGCCGCCGUCAGCCAGUGCGGAUAACUCAGAGCACCGCCCAGAACACCACCAGCGGCCGCCCACCACUACCGCCGGCAUAUUCCCCGGCUCGUCCCCUCACGACUAGAUCACGCACGCCACCAUGCCAACAACCGGGUGGCGGCGGCGGCAGCCACACGCAGCUGCUGCGGCCGCGGCUGCUACUGCUACAGCUACAGCUUCGCCGGUGGCGGUCCCUGGCUUUGAGGCCGGAGCUCGCGACAGCAGACCGAGCAGCAGUAGCGGUGCAGGCCAGUUGCAACAGACGGCACCAGGCGGAGGCGGAGGUGGAGGGACGGCUGAGCGCCCCGAGGCAGCAGCCACCAGGAUCAGCAAGGGCUGGGGCGGGCGAGGCAGGGCGGGCGCUGGGGGCAGCAGCAGCGGCGUUGGCAGCGGAGGGCGGCGGAGGUCGUUUGUCACAGCGUUCGGCGCGGCGGCUGUGUCCGCGGCGGCGUGUGUGCUGCUGCUGUGCUGCGGCCUGCUGGUGCUGGUGCCCACACCCACCACAGCAGCGCCCGCCGCAGGUGCUGCAGCGGGUGCGGCUGGGGGGCUGAGUGCUGGUGCGCUGUCGCGGGCGGCUGCGGCGCUGCAGGGUGCGCCUGUGGACCCCACCGCACUGCCCGUGGAGCUCAACCCCUCAGUCAUGGUGUUGGGCGAGUUCGACUGGGUGCCGUACCAGGUCGCGCCGCCCUACACCAGCCGCUGCACGGACAUGGUGGACCGCGCCAAGAAGGUGGCGGGCGGCAGCAGGGUCAACUUCGUGCCCACACACUACUGGAAGGACCGCGACGAGGACGGAUCCAUUGACAGCUUCUGCUACAUGGACAGCACCAUGACCUGCCUCAACCACGACGGCCCCAGUGUGGCCUCCUUCCGUGCCGGCAUGGAGCUGUGCUUCCGGCGGGCCGUGGAGGAGGGGCUGGGCGUCAGUCUGGUGCCACACCUGGACGACGGCGGGAAGACUGCCGCCUGGCGCAACGGGCUGGUGUUCAACCCCAACAAGGCGUACGGCGGACUGAGCUACGCACAGGUGAUGCUGGAGCCGCUGGUGGACGCACUGGCGGCCGCGCUGGCCGCCAAGCCCGACUGGGUGCAGCCGCUGCCGGUGUGGAUGGCGCUGCAGGGCGAGAUGAGUGCCACUGUGUUGCGCUACCCGCACGAGUACACGCAGCUGCUGUCGGAGCUGAAGGAGCGGCUGCUGCGGCGCAUGCGGGCGGCGGGGGCGUCCGAGGCCUACGUGGCGGCGCAGAGGGAGCUCACACAGGUGGGCGUGUCCUUCAACUUCAACAAGGUGCUCCAGGUCAACACGGGCGGCGGCGCGGGCGGCGGCAGCGCGGCGUCGGUGCUGUCGCGAUUCCUGGGUUUCGGCCCCUUCGCCGCCGCCACCUCCUCCCUCACCGCCUUUAUGGGCCGGGGGCUGCUGGCGGCGUCGCAGCUACUGCCGCAGCGGGCCGACGGCAGUAGCAGCAGCGGCGGUGUCAGCAGCGGCAGUAGCAGCAGUGGCGGACUGCAGGCGAUCAGGCGUCAACCCGAGGAGUCAUCCAAGGCCGCGCUCGUGGCGGCGGAGGGCGCAGCUCCGGGGGCCGCCACCACACACGGUCACGACCACAGGCAUGACGGCAAGGAGCAUGACGGCAACAAGCAUGAUGGCAAGGAGGCGAAGGAGGUGGGCCAGGCGAAGUCGGCCGAGGCGGCUGCACGGGCCGUGACGCCCCAUCGCAUCCAAGCCGCCGCUUCCUCCGCCGCCGCCGGCAGCCAAGACCUCCACGCGGCUGCACCGCGCCGCCGCCGCGACCUGCUGCAAGCCGCCGCCGCCAAGCCCGCCGCGGUCGUCCCCACCACGGCGGCUGCCGCCGCCGCUGCCGCCGCCUCCUCUACGGCGCCUGGACCGGGGUCGUCAGCUGGCAAGAUCGACAUCCUGGCCCUGGGGGCGCUGUUUGAGGCCAUUGACUUCUUGGGCAUCUCCGCCUACGCCGCCCUGGACGACCCGGACUUCCCCAUGACCGCCCUGCAAAACGCGGCCUUCACCUACUUCGGGGAGAUGCGCGACCAGGUGGGACUGGAUGUUUCCGCCAUCCUCAAGCGCCGCAACCUGGACCUACACUACAGCGAGUUCGGUCUGGGCGGCGGCAACAGCCCGCUGGGCACCACACCCGCCCGCACCCCGGAGGCGGCGGCGCGCAUGCCCUUCUACGGCGUGUGGGGCGCCUACGCGGGACCCGCCACCGACCCCUGGGCGCCGCCGCAGAUGCGGGCCUUCCUGCACAGCUUCUUCGCCAAAACCCUCAGCUGGCUGGCAGUGGGAGGAGGCCCCACCUACAAGAUCUCUCACUGCUUCCUGUGGGGCAUGGGCUCCUGGGACGUGCUGGGCAUCUACCCCGAGUCCACCACCCCCUCCGGCUCCUUCCGGGACCCCCAGCUGGUGCAGGCCGUCACAGCCCACAACACCCGCGCCGUGGCGCUGGCGCCGCCCCGCAGCAGCAGCACACCCGCCGCCGCCAAAGCCGCGGCGGCCCCCACGCCGCCGGCCGCCAUGCAGGCCUACAGCGACAACACGCAGCAGGCGGGCAAGUAGGGGUGGCUGGUUAGUGGCAGUGGCGGUGGCAGUGGCGGUGGAGGCGCUUGCCUCGGCCCUAGCGUGGCCUGUGUGGUACGUGGACAAAUCGGGGGGCGCAACGUGGUGAGGCCGCGCGCGUGCCUGGACGUGCCUGGGCGGGCAGCACAGCAGCACAGCAGCAGGCGGCGACGUGGGCACCAGCUCCGUCCCCUCGGCCCGCUGCGGCUGUGGGCGCGGGUGCUGCUGGGCGCGUCGCUACCUCCUGGGCCCACCAGCCGGGCAUGUGUGGGUGCGCCGUCGCCGUGCCGGGGUACACAGGGGGGCGCGCACCCGCCUCGGCUGAGAGUGAGAGUCCGUACUAGUGACGACAGUGAGAGUGUGUUGUGUCGGGGGCUGACGGACGGCGGCUGUGGGCGUCUGGUGCGUGGCGCCUGUGCCGCUGCUGGUGUGCAGGUGUGUGUGUGUGGCGCGGUGUGUUGGUGCGUGUGCGUGCUCGUGUCUAUCGGUCGCGCUGCACAGCAUUGGGUGUGAGAGCCUGUAGGCGUGAUGAUUGCUGACGGGUGAUGGAGCGCAGGCGAGGGUAGUAGCAGCUGUAGCAGCUGUAGCUUGAGUGGCGGGGGGUCGUGCGGUACCGCAGCUAGAGGCUGCAGCAGUCCAGCAGGUGGUGCCGCCAGCAGGGCGCUGCGAGUGAUGAGGUAGGUUAGCAACGACAGAGUGCGAGGGUGGACCAGAGGGUACGCCUUUGGCCAAGGGAGGCAUAUGGUGUGUAGACGAGUCGGCAGUCGGAUUGGACCCCGUGGGGCGAAACCUGCUAGGGGCGACUCCGCAAAACAAAGUGACUGGUCCGGAGGUCCAAAUGGCGCUCAGACUACUGAGAUACGGUCCUUGUUGCCUGCGACCCGACGGGUAGGUGGUACGUAAUAACGGAGCCAC